Messenger RNA from Westerdykella ornata, 1651 nucleotides. RefSeq lists its product as uncharacterized. Gene Ontology annotation, biological process: rRNA processing; negative regulation of transcription by RNA polymerase II. Gene Ontology annotation, molecular function: DNA binding. The coding region runs from base 1 to 1602 and encodes 533 amino acids. NCBI's taxonomy places the organism in Eukaryota, Fungi, Ascomycota, Dothideomycetes, Pleosporales, Sporormiaceae. The record is from RefSeq and is a predicted model, not a curated record. Gene Ontology annotation, cellular component: nucleolus. The transcript has 3 exons.
AUGGUCUCGUUUUCCUGCGAGAACUGUGGGGACGUCCUCACCAAGAAGAAACUCGAUCCCCAUCGCAACCAGUGCUAUGGCGCCUCGUACACCUGCCUCGACUGCAUGGUACAUUUCCAGGGCACUAGCUACCGAUCUCAUACAAGCUGCAUCAGCGAGGACCAAAAGUACCAGGGCAAGCUCUACAAGGAGAAGAAGCCCAAGGGCCAGCAACAGAAGAACAACAGCAGCAGCAACAACGCACAGCAGAACAACGACUCCAAGGCUCUCGUUCCCCGCAAUGCAUAUGUCGAAGACGCCCCGGACACCGGCGCUGUCGCCAUUGUCGAUGCUCCCCCACGAGCUCCAAGCCCGCCGCCCGCCUCACGGUCCCUGGGAUAUGAGGAGCGCGCCGCUCUCCCAGACGUGAACGUCUUCGACUUCCUCGACACCUCCGAAACACCCAAUGCCUCCCGCGUGAACCUCAAUCCCGUCGAUGAAUCCCGCAUGAUCGAAGACAGCAUACCACCCGCCUACGAAGAGCAUGCGAGCAAUCCCGCUCCCGAUGCUCUACAAUUUCAGGCGCAGGACGAGCAGUACAACCAGAAUGGCUAUACCUACGGCGAGGGUGCCAUUCCAGCCUCCAACGAUCGCCACGACUCCUUCUACCUCACCCGCGAACAAGAACCAAACUUCAACUUCACAACCCCAGCCCCGAAGGUCAAACACACCAAAUCCCGCGACAAGGAUCCCCAACCCGACACAACCUCGAAAAAAUCCGAUCGCAAGCGCAAACGCAACUCCCCCGCCGAACUUGACAUGUCUCUCGUUCGCGCUCAGCAGGACAGGGACGUCAUGAUGUCUGACGCGCCGCCCAUGCUCCACUCGGGCCUCACAGGCGGCCUGAAUCGUCUCCUGGCGAGACCCGAAUUCCCUCCCAGCCCGGAACUGUCGGGAGAGUAUGUGGAGAAUUCCCCGCUGAGUCCGAUGAAGCGCGCCAAGCAGGGGACAUCGAAAGCGCUGAUGCGCGCGCAGCGCGAGUGGGAGAUUCAGCAGGAGAAGGAGCGGAAAGCGGAGGCGAGAGAGGAGCUGCAGCGCGAGAGGCAGGAACGGAAGGAGAAGGAGCGUGGGAGGGAAAGGGAGCGCAAGGAGAGGAAGGCGAGUACGGCGUUGGUUAAGAUCAAGCCGAAGAAGAGACGGGACGACAGUGCGAGGGCGAGUCGGAGGUUGAGGCGCAGAAGGGGAGAAUCGUCUUCCGUGUCUCCCGAUCGCGAGCGCAAGGGUAUGAAAGCGAUUGAGUACCACGCACACGACGCGGACGGCAAUGGCAAUACCAACGGCGCGUUGAUCCUGCGCGACACCAAUAACGAACUCACACACAUGAAGAGCAGCAGUACCACCCUAUCUCGCGCCGAGCUCUUCAUGUCCUUCAUCACCAAAGGCCCCGAAUCGGAGCGCGGCAUGAGCGUCAACAAGGCGCUUAAGAGGUAUCAUCGGGAGCGGUAUGAGCGAGGCGAGCGGGACAUGGAGAAGAAGGACGAGGAGAAGGAGUUGUGGAAGAGCUUGCGGCUGAGGAGGAAUGAGAGGGGCGAGGUUGUGCUGUUCUUUGAGGGUGCAGAGUAGGGUGUUUGGUGCAGCGCCAGUGACAGAAAAAUCAAGAGAUGGCAGCAUU